UCUCGCCAAGAUGGCUGACGUGUCUGCGUUAGUGCGCGUGAAAAAAACACCAAAUAGUUUGUAUGAUUUGUGUUUAACCAGUUUAGUGAACUACUUGCAGAAAUCAAAGUGCGAGAAAAAUGAUUUGCGAUCAUUACCGGACAGCAUCCUCAUGGACGUUUAUUUCAAGAUGCUCCAAGAGAAGCGGCUAUGCAUCCUGGGCGUGGAACUCUCCGAGCUGGAGAUAUUCGAGCGGCUGCUGCGCUUCUCGGGAGCCCAAUUGAGGCUAUUGCAAUGCUUUCAGGCGGUGAUUGAGCACGGCUCGAAGCUGUCCACAGAACUGGCCACCAGCUAUUUAGCAAGAUGCGAUCAGAGCAGUCGCCCAAGGAACUCUCUCAUACAUUUAGGUUUAAGGCUAGGUGGUUUUCUGAACGAGGCCGGUUGGUACGCAGACGCGCAGCGCGUACUAUUGCGGUGUCGGGAUCUGUGCCAGUCACAACCACAGUCCACUCACUAUAAACGUUUGACACUUGAAUGUUGCCAUAGGUUAUUAAAUACACAAUCGGUAUACUGCUGCUUUCCCGCGGCGGCCGAAACAUACAAAUUGGCACUCAAACUGCUCGGUCUGCCUGAAGACACGACGGCUCAGCUCCCAGAGGGUCCCAUAGCAAUUGCAGAAACGUGCUCGAAGGCACUACAGACGGAUGAUGAGGAGAUUCAGAGGCUAGAAUCGUACGCGGAGGAGUCGUGCUCGGGCGGCGAGCGCGUGUGGGGCAUGUCGGCGCUGCUGGCGCGGCUGUGCAAGGAGAUCAGCGCGCUGUUCUUCGUGCGCUGCGACUACAGCGCGGCGCACGCGUGGGGCAUGCGCGCGCUCGCCUUGCUCACGCCGCACACGCCCGCCAAGAUAACGAUCGAGGUGGUCCGCGCGUGCGGCACCGCGUGCGUAGUGAAGCGGCGCUUCAGCGAGGCGGGGCUGCUCGUGCGGCAGGCCGUAGCCCUGGCGCGCCGGGCCUUCGGGCCGCAGCACCCGCGCUACGCAGCCGCGCUGCUCGACUACGGGUUCUACCUGCUCAAUAUAGACUCGAUACCGCACAGCGUGGCUGUGUACGAGGAGGCGCUGUCGACGCUGCGGCGCGUGUUCGGGCGCAGCAGCCUGCACGUGGCCCGGGCGCAGGAGGACCUCGCGUACGCGCUCUACGUGCUCGAGUACUCGUCGGGACGCUUCUACAAGGCGCGCGACCACGCCGAGCGGGCCAUACGGAUCAUAGAGAAUCUAGUACCACCUGACCAUCUACUGCUCGCUUCAGCGAAACGUGUCAAAGCGCUCAUUCUAGAAGAGAUUGCAUUGGACACACCCGCCGGACAAGAUAUGAGAGAGCCAAGUCUUCUAGAAGAAUCGGAAGCGCUUCACAAAGCCGCGCUGGAGCUGUCGAUGAUGGCGUUCGGAGAGAAGAACGUGCAAACGGCCAAACAUUAUGGCAAUUUGGGAAGGUUGUACCAGUCUAUGCAGAAGUUCCAGGACGCGGAAACAAUGCACCUCAAAGCGAUAGCCAUAAAAGAAGAACUGCUCGGCGCUGAAGACUACGAGGUCGGUCUGAGUGUCGGCCAUCUUGCGUCGCUCUACAACUAUCACAUGAACCAGCACACCGCCGCAGAGAAGCUCUACCUGCGCUCUAUUAACAUCAGCCUAAAACUGUUCGGGGAGCGUUACUCGGGCCUCGAGUACGACUACCGCGGACUUGUGCACGUGUUCACUCAGCUCAAGCGGCACGACCGCGCCCACCACUACAAUGCGCUGUUACAGCACUGGCAUGAUCUCCGUGAACAAUCAAAGACGGAACAACAGCCAGCCAUAGGGGACGAGCAAGUGAUUCCCCUGGAAGAGCUGCAAAGCAAGUUAUUCGCGCGCUGAGACAAGCGGCCGCGCUGGCGCCGCGUCGUGCGCCGAGCGCUCCGCCCGCUGGGGCGUGCUGUGCGAGCGAUCGGGGCUUGCUGGAGGAAAUAGUGGGGGUUAGAAGUGGGGGGGAGUGUUGAAAGUGUUUCUGGGAGUGCAUGGGGGGAAGUGAAACAAUAAAAAACAGAACAAUAACCAGCCAUAAGCGAAGUGCAAGUGAUCCCACUAGAAGGGUUACAAAGCAAGUUAUUCGCGCGCUGAGACAAUCGGCCGCGCUGGCACUGGCUCCGCCCGCUGGGGCAUGCUGUGCGAGUGAUUGGGGCUUGUUGGAGGAAGUAGUGGGGGUUCGAAGUGUGGGGGAGUGUUGAAGUGUUUCUGGGAGUGCAUGGGGGGAAGUGAAACCGUAUAAAAACUGAAUAACAACCAGCCAUUGGCGAUGUGAUAGUGAUACUACUACAAGCGCUACAAAGCAAGCUGUUCGCGCACUGAGACGCGAGUGCGCGAGGGUUUGGGGCUUGCUGGCGGAAAUAGUGGGGGGGAGAGUUCGAAGUGUUUUUGGAAAAGUUGGAAGUGAUUUUGGAAGCUUAAAAUUACUUC
This is a messenger RNA of Colias croceus (clouded yellow), 2470 nucleotides long. It is a transcript of the gene Pat1, whose product is annotated as amyloid protein-binding protein 2. The record is from RefSeq and is a predicted model, not a curated record. Gene Ontology annotation, biological process: intracellular protein transport. The transcript is spliced from 13 exons. Gene Ontology annotation, molecular function: protein binding. The coding region runs from base 11 to 1891 and encodes 626 amino acids. Lineage: Eukaryota; Metazoa; Arthropoda; Insecta; Lepidoptera; Pieridae.